This is a messenger RNA of Ruditapes philippinarum (Manila clam), 1254 nucleotides long. RefSeq names its product proline-rich transmembrane protein 1-like. The coding region runs from base 152 to 613 and encodes 153 amino acids. Lineage: Eukaryota; Metazoa; Mollusca; Bivalvia; Venerida; Veneridae. The record is from RefSeq and is a predicted model, not a curated record. The transcript has 4 exons. Gene Ontology annotation, cellular component: membrane.
AUUAAUCAGCCUCGGGUCAAUAAAACAAUAGAAAAACUUUAAUCUUCCUUGUUGUAAAAGUAGGCAAGAAGGCAUAUGGUGUUUUACAAACAUAUGCGCAACGAUUUGAACGAUUUCAGCUGAACUACAAAAAAUAGCAUCGUAAACAAAAAUGGCGGAGGGAACAGGAAGCGACCUACCCGAAGACUACUACACAGAUAAACAUGUUACAUUUGAGGCGAAUGAUGUACCCCUUUAUCAGCCAGUUAUCCCUCUGUCGCAACGAGGUUAUGGCCAGCAGACAUGCCCGGUGCAGCCAGCCUACGGACAUAACACAGAAACAAUAGAUGUUAAUCAGCCACAAACAGCCAACAUAAUAAUCCAGCAGCUACCUCCAGAUUGUUUGAUGGAAUCAGUUUUAGCUUGCCUGUUUUGUUUUUGCCCUACUGGAAUAUUCGCCAUCUUCUUUGCAUGCAAGGCAAACGAUCUGGCGAACUCUGGUGACUAUGCCGGGACAAAAAGGAUGUCUGAAUACGCAAGAAUGCUGACUAUGCUCAGCGUGACAAUUGGAAUUAGUCUGUUGCUCGUUAUGGUGCUCCUGGAGCUGCAAUAUCUCGACUUUAACUACAGAUAAUAAUGCCCAUGUAAUAACUUGUGUACAGGAAUAACGAUAACAAAUUUACGUUUAAUGACAAUUACUUUUGCCCAUGCAAUAACAGUGACCAAUCAAGUUUGUUAAACAUAGUUGACUAUUUGUUUCAUCAUAUGGUUCAAUUCGGAAACUGUUCUAAACAUGAUGAAAUUUACCACGUAUCAAGCUAUUAUUGGAUACGAAAUAUACUUACACAUACAAUCAUGGAAUGUGAACAUGCAAUCUUACUUACAUGGUUAUUAAUUAAAAUAUCUAAUUUCAUAAAAAAUCUAAUUAAAAAGAAGUUGGAUUAUUGACAUAGCAUUUGGGAUUGAUACUUUAAUUUACAAAGCAUUACCUUUUACCUUUUAACCUAGUUAUAUACAACUAAAUGACAAGCCUGAUCCGUCAUGGUGCCAAAUCUGCAAAGGUAUUCCAGCCAUUCAUAUUCAUAUGAAUAAGAACUAAAUAAAGUGUAAUUGUUUCUUGAUCAUAUUUCAUUAACUUAAAGGUUUAUUAUAUUGUUCAUGUUCCAAACUUACCCCUUAGCCUAACAAUUACUCUAUUUUUUAUUUGUUAAGAUUUAAUGUAUUGCAACAUUUUUGCUUUAACAAAACAAUUUGUCAAGCAUUAUUUUAUGUUCA